Molecule: messenger RNA, 2727 nt
Organism: Pelecanus crispus (Dalmatian pelican)
Lineage: Eukaryota; Metazoa; Chordata; Aves; Pelecaniformes; Pelecanidae
Source: RefSeq, a predicted model, not a curated record
AUGGCCAGGCCCACCGUUGUGCCCACGAGCGUCAGGGCGACGGCGCCGGAGGCCUUCAUGGUGCUCCACCUGAGGAUGAGGGUGGUGGAGGAGCAAACCAGCGCACUGGUGCGAGACCUGGAGGCGCUCGGCGUCGAUGGGCAGAGCCUCGAUGGUUUCCACUCAAAGACCUCAGAAACACCUGCUAGUCACCCAGCCAUUAGCCCUGUGCAAGCCAGGGUAGCAUUUGUGGGAGAAAAUACACUGUGGAAAAACUGUGAAACGCUGGUGAAUCGAAUGUGUCGGUUAGAGAGUGUUGUACAGACACUGAAAUUAAACAUCUUCCGGCUGCAGACAGAAAAGGAACUGAAUCCAAAGCAUGCAGCCCAGUUGGAGCAGCGCCUGAAUACAAUCCAUGAGGAGCAUUUGCAAGAAAUGAAGAUUGUACAACAAGAAGCAAUGAAGUUGCGCCAACACCUAAGUGAUGUGAAAGAGGCUGAAGAAAAGGCAAAAGAAGAAGUUCAGAGGCUGAGUACUGCUCUGGAGAUUACAACUGCAUCCAAGAUGGAUGUAGUGAUUGCAGCUGAGGAACUGAGGAACACAAAACAGAAAAUUAGCUGUACACUUCAGGAGCUAACAGAACAGCUGUCCCAGGAGAUCAGCCUGCGGGAGUCUUUGGAGGAAUCCCAAGCAACUGUGAUGUGUCAUGUACAGGACAUGGAAACAACAGUAGAAGCAGAACGGAAGCAGGUACAGAUACUACAGCAGGACUGCCAAGAGUUGCGUAAAGAUGUCCAGCUAGCCCAAGUGAGGCUGCAAGAGGAGGAGGAAAGAACUGCCCAACUGGAGCAACAGUGCACACAACUGAAAGCUGAGCUGGACUCCAGGAACUGUAUCAUUUCCCAGCUUGGUGAAGAAGCAAAAAAUGCACAGCUGUCCUUUAGCAAACAAUGCAAAGAGAACCUGCAACUUCAGUCUAAAAUGACCGCCCUGCGAGAAACAGCAGAGAAAGUACAGGUCCUUAAUGACCACUUAAGCCAGCAAUGCUCAGAGCUCAGCACCACACUCCAAAGUGUUGCCAUGGAGAAUGCUAAACUCCUUUCAGAUCAUCAGACCAUGCUUAAGGCAGAACAAGAAAAGACUCGUAAGCUGCAAGAGCAAGACUCGCUUCUGAAUGCUGCCCAUGCCAACGUUCUCAGAGAGCUGCAGAGUGUGCAGCAUGAGAGGGCUCAGCUUCAAAGAGAGCUGGAGGCCUUGCAUAUAGAGCAUGGGAAGUACAGGCAGAAAGCAAGCCUUGCUGAGGAGGCAGCAACCACACAGAGACAGGUUUUGGAAUGUACUGUUGCUAGACUGAAAGGUGAACUUGAGACAGCUUUGCAAGAGAAAGGAUCUCUGCUGGCAGAAAAGGAAGAUCUUCAACAGGAGCUAGAAAUGGUUUCAAUGAAACUCACUUUGCAAACACUAGAGGAAGAGAACAAGAGGCUAUUGGAUCAUUUGGCUGCACUGGUACAUGAGCAGUAUGCCCAGCAGCAGGUGCAGCAGGUACUGGCAGAUUUGACUGACAGUAAGAAUAAACUGACUCGUGACAAAGGAAAACUUCAGAUGGCAAACCUGCAGCACCAACUGGAUGCAGCAAAGGAUUACAACAAUAAGGUGACAGCCAUGCUGGAGCAUAUGUUAGCUUCUCAUAACAAGAUGAAAGCAGCUCUGGAUGUGGUACAAACUGAGCUGGGACACAAGGACACUGAAAUCAGCAACCUCAGAAAAGACAAGACCCAGACUCAGCAGAAAAUGCAGAGGUUAGAAACAGAAUUGGAACAUUGCCAAGCCAAACUGGUUGCCAUGGGAAGGCAACAGAGCAGCCAGGUGGAAUCACUUUGUAAGGCACUAGAAAGUGCUAGAACAGACAACAAGAAACUUGUUCUUCGUUUGGAAGAAGUUCUGCAGGUCAAUAAUACCCUGCAGAGCAAGCUGAUCCAAACCCAAUAUGAACUGAAAAGUAAAGAAACUGAGCAUCAACAGCUGAUGGUCUGCAGGGAACGAUUAAUGGAAAAAGCCAGGACUGAGGAAAAGAUGUAUGCUGAACAUUUAGAGUCUUUGAAGAAGCAGUUUCAAACUGAACAAGAGGCUUCCAGGAAAGCUGCCUGUCAAGAAUCUGCUAAGGUAAAGAAAUCCCUUGAAGAAUCCUCCUCCAAAUUGGCUGAAGUUUCCCGUGCUAACAGGGAGCUACGGCAGAAAGUAAUAGAGCUGGAAAAGUCUUCAUCCAGUUACAGGGAAAAACUAAAAAGCCAAAGAGCUCAAGUCAGACAAUGCCUGGCCUAUAAAGCUAACACAGAAAGGGUAAAAGAGACUGAAUCUGAGCUGAAGAAAAUGGAAGCAAUAAAAGAGGAGUAUCAGAAGAAGAAUUAUAAACAAUCACAGGACAUCCAGAAAUUUGUGUCAGAGUUGAAAAGUGUGCAGAGCGAGAUGCAAGUGUUGUUGAAAAACCAACAUGAAGUGCAAGUGCAGCACAGGCAGCUGGAGACCCAGCUGGAAGCAGAGAGAAGACAAAGGGAGCAGCUAGAAAAUGAAUGUCAGAAACUGGAAAAAACAGUCAAACAUCUGAAGAAAUAUAAAGAGGAGACAGAAAAGAAACUGAAGGAAGCCAGCAUAGAGUCAGAACAGAUCACAACUAGCCUAGAAGCAGCUCACCGUUGGUUCAAAUCUAAGUUUGACAGCCUGCAGCUAGAAGUUGUGAAAAACCACUAG